Messenger RNA from Brassica oleracea var. oleracea, 549 nucleotides. RefSeq lists its product as uncharacterized. Bases 1 to 549 code for a protein of 182 amino acids. Lineage: Eukaryota; Viridiplantae; Streptophyta; Magnoliopsida; Brassicales; Brassicaceae. The transcript is spliced from 3 exons. The record is from RefSeq and is a predicted model, not a curated record.
AUGGCUAAUUCGUACACUAUUCUUGCUGAUUUGAGGGCUGGGAGAUGUUCCAACACCGCGGAGGUCCGUCUCUUGAGGUUCUGGGAGGAGAAAAACAUCAACAAAAGGGGACAGCUGAUGAGUGUUGAGAUGUUAUUGGUUGAUGAGCAUUCGACGCUUAUCCAAGGGUCUGUUCCUGCGGCUAUACAACUUACGUUUAGGAGUCGGUUAACCGAAGGCUCAGUGUACACCUUAAGUGGGUUCGAUUUCACACGCAGCAACCCAAAAUUCAGACUUUCUGAUGGGCCUGUCUCGACUCGUUUCAAUGAGGGGACUGCUUUUGAAAAGUUAGCAACCACUACGAGGAUAAUUCCGACAGGGCAUUUCCGCUUCCGACCAUAUGAACAGAUACUUGAGCUCGCAAACACCGGGAAACAACUUUCGGACGUUAUGGGUGAGCAUCGUGCAAUAAGGAGCACAAUAACGGACCGUCUACUUGGGGCACAGCGUGUUAUGCUAACUUUACGCCUGGAGGGGUACGCUCGGUUCUCUGAUAUCCGUUUCUUAUGA